This is a messenger RNA of Psylliodes chrysocephalus, 5135 nucleotides long. The record is from the annotation of a GenBank genome assembly. Lineage: Eukaryota; Metazoa; Arthropoda; Insecta; Coleoptera; Chrysomelidae.
UUCUAUUUCACUUUGUUAUUGUCUGAUCCACCAGCUUGUGGAUUGAACAAUAACAAUGUGAAACAGAAAAUGGUUAUUAUAAAUACUCCUGAGUGAGAUGAGAAAUAAAAAUGGCUGCGCCCAUAGAGUCGCAUCUUGUUCUAUUGAUACAAUAUGCACAUUGGCUUUCUACCCCACUCCAGUUCAUUGGUACUGACAUGUUCACAACAUAAGUAAGUACCUACAUUAUAAAUAUCUGUCUAGUUAUAUAUUUACGUCUAAGAUCUAACAUAUGUUCAAGAAUUUUAAAUUUUAACGAUUGGCAAAACUGAUUACUGAAAUUAUAAUAAACUGACGUUGUUAACCGUUACAUUUAAAUACUAAAAUGGUCACUUUUUAAGUAGGCGGUUGUUGCUCGUAGUUCUUUUGCAAUUUUUUUGGACGAUUUGACAAGAUUACUUUUAUCAAUUUUACACAAAAGAUAUAUUUUUUAAAAACUAAUUAAUCAUGGCAACAAGAAAAGCCGCAGUUAUGAGACAUAAUGAAGAAAAUCAUAGAAUGGUUGCCAAAUCAGGUAUUGUAAAACCAGUUGAAAAUGUAAACAUAAAAAGAACUGCAUUUUGCGAAUUGGGUAAUACAAUCGAGACUUUAAAACAAAUACAAGAUAAGGAUUUAAAACAACAUGGGCGCAUGGGACCUCCAAAAUUUAUUUCAAAAAAAACUACUGUUAUACCUGACAAAAUAGAUUUAAAAAUAAAUGGUAACACCGCCGAUGGCCCAAAGAAAAAACCACUGAUUAGACAAGAAAGCACUCUCGUGAAACAACUGAUUAAAACGGAGAAAGAAGACACCAAAAAAGUUUGUUUAGCUGCUUCAAGCUCAAAAAAAAAUACCAUCAUAGACCCAGAUCAAAAUAUCAAAGAUGAACCUAAUAUGUCACCAGAAUAUCUCCCAGCUAUUUAUGAAUAUCUACGAGCAUUAGAGACAAAAUAUGCCAUAAGGGAAAAUUUCCUUGAUAUUCAUGAAAGCAGUCCUAAAAUGAGAGCCAUCCUUGUAAAUUGGUUAGUGGAGGCUCACUUAAAUUUCAAAUGUACCAUUGAGACUUUACACCUAUGUAUUGGAAUAAUUGACCGAUAUUUGCAAGAGAACAAGAAAAUUGGAAGGAAUACUCUUCAGUUACUAGGUGCAACUUCAAUGCUGAUAGCAAGCAAAUAUGAAGAAAUAUAUGUUCCUGAUUUAGAAGAUUUUGAAUACAUUUGUGAUAACACAUUUUCAAAGAGGCAAAUCCUUCAAAUGGAAAAGGAAAUUUUAAAAAGGUUGGAUUUUAAUCUUGGCAAGCCAAUAUCUAUACAGUUUCUCAGAAGAUACAACAAGAUUGCUGAGGCAAAAUUGGAACAUCAUUUAUUGGGGAAGUAUCUUUUAGAAUUGGCAUUACUAGAACAUGAUCUAAGUCCCAUUAAACCAUCUAUUCAAGCAGCUGCAGCUUGUUGUUUAUCAAUUGGUAUUCUGAAUGAUAAAAUGGAUCUUCAAAAUGUGUGGACUCCCACACUAGUACAUUACACAACCUACAAAUACAGUGAUUUUAGAUCAGUUAUUGCUGAUCUAGCUAUGCUCAUUGUUAAAAGUGAAAAAUCUAAAAAUCAAGCUUCAAGAGAAAAGUAUGCAUCUUCGAGAUAUUUAAAAAUUAGCAAAAACCCCAAACUAAAUGGUCCUCUAGUAAAAAAACUUACUAUGAGCAGAAAAUAAUGCCAUGUUAAAAUAUUUAUAAUUAUUGUAUUUAGUCAUAAUUAUUUUUUAUUUUAAGGAUAUAUGAUUUUCUAUAUGUAGUGUACUUUUUUACUUUAUAUUUUAAGAACUAAUUAAUAAAUUGACUGCAAAAAAUACAUUUCUAAUGUUAUUGAUUUUUAAGUUUGUGAUUUCAUAUUUAAAUUAUUCAAAAUAAACAAAAAUAGACUAAUAAAGAAAUUCUCUUCGCAUUAUUUUGUAGUCUCUUUGAAAUAUGAAAUUAAUUUUACAAGUGAAUGUUCUUGUUUGUUGUUUUAUAAAUUCAAAUUUAAACACAAUUUUAAAUAAAACCAGAUAUGUAUAUCCAGUUUUAUAAAAUGUUUUAAAAGAAUUUCAGAUAAAAAAAAAAGAAAAAUACAUUUUUCAUGACAAAUGAUUUAGAUGUGAACUAUUUGAAUAAAUGUUUCAAGAAAUUCGAACAAUAUAGAAAUAUAAAAAAAUCAUAGGUAGAUAGUAAUUUAUAAUAAUUACAUUGAGUAUUUUAUUAUGUGUAUACUUUUGGAUUUAUGUAUGUUUUAAAAUAAUGUUUUCUAGCCUCAGUAACUAAAAAAAAGUUUCUUGCAGAACAAAUAAGUAUCGCAUUGUAUACCUUUUUUUCCUAAAUGUUCAGAAUACUGAAUUUAUUACAGAUUUACAUCUAACUGUAUAUUUUUAAGAAAUUUAACUCAAAUAUAUUUUUUAAAGGAAGCAAUUCUUUCAUUAAAUAAAUGUUUUUAUGCAAAAUCUCAGAACUCUGUUUUCCAAAAAUCCUUUAGGUUCCGAUUUGGGUUACACUCUGUACAUGAGCUCUUAAGGUUGUGGCAAGAUACUACAAGUAGAAACAUACUAUAGUGAGAAAAUAUAUAAAAUGUACCUCAUAGUCACAUUACUAGCUAUUAGGAAUGGGUCAGUUACAUUUUUAUUUGUGGAAAUUUUAAUUAAUUUGUUUUGUGAAGAACACUGAACGUGUAUACAUUUGGAUACAGGAUGUCUAAACUAACCGUUUUAAAACUAUCUUGGUGUCCACCAAUAAGAACUUAUCACUUUAAAAAAUUUGGUAAAAAAAAUUUUGUGUUUGUUGAGCAGCAUUUAUACUUUAUUUUUCUUUAAGAAAACUUAAACAGUUAAAUUUUCCUCAUGCUGCAGAUUGACAGUAGGAACACCUUAGCAAAGUACUUUGUGUCUUAUCGUACAUGAAUGUAAUUUACAAAACUUAUGGUAUACAGAUGGUGUGCAGUAAGCUAAAACUAAAAUAAACUUUUUUGAUCACACAACUACAGUUAGUUACUGCUAUCUGAAUUCUGGCUCUUAAUUUAAGAGGCAAUUUUACAUAAAUAUGCAUUUUUAUUUAGUAGGAUUUUUAUUAAAAAUUGUGUUCCUCAGUACAAAAAUUAAAAAGAUUAGUAAGGCAAACAAAAAAUUAUUUGAAGAAAAUUUGUUCCACAACUUCUGAUAACUGCCUGCAUUUGUCUUGGUAAACGUUUUUAUAGUUUUUAAUGUAUUGAGAAAUGUCUUAACGUUCUAGACCCAUUUCCAAAUGGGUUGUUUGGAGAUAUAUUAAACACAGAAAAUCUGUCUACAUUUCUCCACCAUACUCUUAUGACUGUUUUCUUCGCAAAAUACGCUUUCCAGUCCAAUUUGCAUGACGUUGGCAAAUACUAGUUAUGAUUCAAUGGUAUCAUAUCCAGCUUCUUUUUAGUAUCUAGUAAUUGCAACAAUUUGAAAUUCAUUGUCAAGCUCCUUACUUGUGCAUAUUCUCGUUCUCCAAACUUUUUAUUAAAGAAAACGUGCAUAACUUGAGCUUUGUGAUUUUUUUUCCUGCUCUCUUUAGCAACAAACGCGACUCAUACAAUUGGACGUGGAUAUGCAAAAAGGAACCAAGUGACAACAAGAUAGUUUUGAGAAAAUGAGAUUUAAAGUAUUUGCAACAUAAUAAACUCAUUACAAAAAAUAGUUCUAAUUUCAUUGCUUUUCAACAAUUUAGGUUUUUUUUAAUUUUAUAUUCAAAAAAUAAUCUUUUCAUGCAUAUGAACCAAUUUUCGGGAUUUUCUCGCUUGGUUCCUUUUUGCAUAUCUAUGUCCAAUUAUGCUUCUAACAAAAGAUCAUUUUGUCCAACCCUGUAUGUAUAAUUUAAACCAUCUGUAUACUGGAUAGUAAGAAAAUUAAUAUGAUGUCACGAAAUCAAUUGUGAAUAAAAAUUAAAAAUUCGAUAUGAUCAACCAUAAUCAUCAAAGGAUUUGUGAUGUAUUUUUUUGAAACGGUUAUUGAAAGAGCCAAAAUAUUGUGAUAGAAAAAUAAUGUUUCGUAAUUUUUAAGACAGCGAUGCAAAACUAAAAGUGUGUUCAAUUUUAGUAAUAUCUAUCUAGAGGCAUAAGGCCGAAGACCCAUAUAAGAAGCCAGAUAUAUAUAAAUAAUUAAAUAGGUUAGAUUAUAAACAUGUAAAACUAAUAAAUAUAGGUAUAUAAAAAUACUAAAGGAAAGAAUAUUUUUCGACUGGUCAAUUUGGAAGCUCCGAAAAGAGCAUACAGGGUCUUUUAAGAGUUCAUGGCUAUUUUCUCAAAAGAUCAAUUUUGGUCUGACGAUAUUAUGUAACAGUGUGAUUAUGACAGUUUUUGGGUUUUCAGGCUUUAAAUUUGAUUCCUUCAACUGUCUUAAGACACUCGGUAUAAUAUAAUAGAAAUAUAUCAAACAACUGUGUUUUGGGCAGUAUCCCAAACUUUGAGUGAAAAGUAAUUUGGAGCAAAAAAACUUUUCAAUGGAUAAUAUAAUAAAGUAUGGAAUAUAAAUUUCCCACAUUUUGACAUAAUCGCCGAAUUUAUGAGACUAUUUACCUGUCUGUUAACAAUGUGAAUAUUUAAUUAAUUGACAUGAAAGGGUUAAUUAUUAAAAAAAUAAAAAACAUUGAAAUGUAUAUUUCUUUUUUUACUCUUAAAGAUGCGUUUUUAUUAGAAACCUAAUGAGUAUACAAACAAGUAUUGUAUAAAAAAAUUAUUUCGGAUAAAAUAAUUAUUUUUAUAACGGCAAUAAAAUCGGCGGUUAUUUCAAACCAUACGCAUCUGCCUGUUCAGGUACAAAAAUUAAAAUUGUGUAUUAUGUUAUAAGUUUGGGAUAUUUUGGUUAAAAACACUACUUCUAUAUUAUUGUAGCAUUCGUUUUACAAUGUUUCAUUAUCAAAUUCCUUCAUCUUUGAAAUCGCAAAUCCGUUGAGAGCAUUGACUGAAAUAUUUUUAGACGACGGUUUUUGAUAUUAGAAAUGUUUUUAAAAAAAUGUCGAAAACUAUUCUGUCUGGUGAAAAGUGAGAAAAUUUAAUGUGAAUAAAUGACUUAUUUAGCAUUAAGACGCUAAGGCUAUGUACAAAUAUCCAGUUAUAAUAAUAAACAUUAUUCAUAGG